AUGCACACCUUUUCCAACCAUCCGAUCGGGUUGCUUCCGAUCGAGGAAAACUACGACCCGGCCAAGCCGUCGAUUUCGAAGUUUUACGCGGGGCGUGAUAUUUUCAUCACCGGUGGAACCGGAUUUAUGGGUAAAGUGCUGAUCGAGAAGCUGCUGCGUUCCUGCCAGGACGUUAAUCGGAUCUUCGUUCUGUUGAGAGGUAAAAAGGACAAAUCGGUCGCGGAACGGUUCAAAGAGAUGCUGCAGUUACCGUUAUUCGAUGUACUUCACAAACAAUAUCCCGAAACGCUGGCUAAGAUAAUCCCAGUGGCAGGAGACGUAUCUUUUUUGGAACUUGGUUUAUCGAAAGAGGAUGUUGCGUUGAUGAGCAAUGUGUCGGUAAUUUUCCACGUUGCUGCAAGUGUGCGGUUUGAUGACACCCUACGGGACGCUGUUCUGUUAAAUACUCGCGGAACCAGAGAGGUGAUUCAGUUUGGCAGAUCGCUGAAGAAUUUGUGCGUCCUGCUGCACGUGUCAACGACCUACUCGAACCCGGAUCGGUAUGUGAUCGAGGAGAAAAUCUAUCCGCCCUACGCGGAUUGGCGCGAAACGAUCAAACUGGCCGAGCAAGUGGACGAGGAAACGCUGGAAAUUUUUACCCCCAAAUACAUGGGCUUCCUACCGAAUACGUACGUUUUCACCAAAUCGUUGGCCGAACAGAUCGUCGACGAGUAUAAGGACGAGCUGCCGUUGAUCCUGUUCCGGCCGUCGAUUGUGAUUUCGUCGAUGCGUGAUCCCAUCCCCGGUUGGAUGGAUAAUUUCAACGGACCCGUUGGCUUGCUGGUUGGUUGUGGUAUUGGCAUCUGUCGGACGAUGUACUGUGAUCCGGACAACAUAGCAGACUUCACCCCGGUCGAUGUUUGCAUUAAGGCGAUGAUCGUCGCCGCGUGGAAAAAAGGAACUGCCGUGAUUCAGAGCAAUCAAACCAACCCAGAACCCGUGGAACCGCUGCCGGUGUACAACUGUUGCAUUUCGAACCUACGCAACUCGACCAUGGGUCAGAUUGUGGAAAUGGGCAAAGUUCUGUCGGACGAUAUGCCGCUGGAUAACUGCCUGUGGGCACCGGGCGGUGGCCUCACACAGAUAUGGAUCUACAAUUUCGUUCGGGUUAUGCUGUUUCACAUUUUGCCUGCCAUCCUGAUCGAUGUUCUGCUACGGAUGACCGGUCAACGUCCAUUUUUGGCGAAACUCCAACGUAAAAUCUACAUUGCGAACAUGGCUUUGGAGUACUUUAUUCUAAACAAUUGGGACUUUAGAAACCACAAUUUUAUCCGGUUGGCAUCGGAAAUCAAGCCAGAAGACAUAAAGGAAUUCUACUAUCGGGACUUUAUCGAGUUCGACAUUACGUUGUACUUCCGAAACUGUAUCCUCGGUGCCCGACGUUAUUUGCUUAAACAAAAGGAUGAAAAUCUUCCCAGAGCUCUGAAACAUCUCCAGCGCAUGAAAGUGGCAGACAAAGUGUGCAAGCUAAUAGCAUACAGUGGGAUCAGUUAUUUGAUCUUCAUCAAACUAGAUCUACUGGGCUUGCUGCUGCACCUAGCAUCCUAUCGAACAAUGUACAAUCUAGAGAUGGACUGCAGCGCCUUUUGA
Messenger RNA from Sabethes cyaneus, 1629 nucleotides. RefSeq names its product putative fatty acyl-CoA reductase CG5065. Gene Ontology annotation, molecular function: alcohol-forming very long-chain fatty acyl-CoA reductase (NADP+) activity. The record is from RefSeq and is a predicted model, not a curated record. The transcript has 5 exons. Gene Ontology annotation, biological process: long-chain fatty-acyl-CoA metabolic process. The coding region runs from base 1 to 1629 and encodes 542 amino acids. NCBI's taxonomy places the organism in Eukaryota, Metazoa, Arthropoda, Insecta, Diptera, Culicidae. Gene Ontology annotation, cellular component: peroxisome.